Messenger RNA from Galeopterus variegatus (Sunda flying lemur), 2183 nucleotides. RefSeq names its product dihydropyrimidine dehydrogenase [NADP(+)]-like. Gene Ontology annotation, molecular function: dihydropyrimidine dehydrogenase (NADP+) activity; uracil binding; iron-sulfur cluster binding. Gene Ontology annotation, biological process: uracil catabolic process; thymine catabolic process. The record is from RefSeq and is a predicted model, not a curated record. The transcript has 6 exons. Lineage: Eukaryota; Metazoa; Chordata; Mammalia; Dermoptera; Cynocephalidae. Gene Ontology annotation, cellular component: cytoplasm; cytosol. Bases 1 to 915 code for a protein of 304 amino acids.
AUGAUCAGCAGUUGCAUGUGUACAGAAGAAAUUCAUGCUCUUAGGAGGUCAGCAAUACUUAUCUAUAGACGAUUUAUCAUUAGGAUAAGCCUGGAUGUAGGGGGACUUCCUAGCCUCCAAAACUGGACAGCGAUCAGACCUAUUGCUUUGAGAGCUGUGACCUCCAUUGCCCGUGCUUUGCCUGGAUUUCCCAUUUUGGCCACUGGUGGAAUUGACUCAGCAGAAAGUGGUCUUCAGUUUCUCCACAGCGGAGCUUCGGUCCUACAGGUAUGUAGCGCUAUUCAGAACCAGGAUUUCACUGUGAUCGAAGACUACUGCACGGGCCUCAAAGCCCUGCUUUAUCUGAAAAGCAUUGAAGAACUGCAAAACUGGGAUGGGCAGAGUCCAGCCACUGUGAGUCACCAGAAAGGGAAACCAGUUCCACGUAUUGCUGAACUCACCGGAAAGAAACUGCCAAGUUUUGGACCUUAUCUUGAGCAGCGCAAGAAAAUCAUAGCAGAACACAAGAUUAGACUGAAAGAACAAAAUACAGCUUUCUCACCGCUUGAAAGAAAUUAUUUUACCCCCCAAAAGCCUAUUCCUACCAUCAAGGAUGUAAUUGGAGAAGCACUGCAGUACCUCGGAACAUAUGGCGAACUGAGCAAUGUGGAACAAGUUGUGGCUGUGAUCGAUGAAGAAAUGUGUAUCAACUGCGGGAAAUGCUACAUGACCUGUAAUGACUCCGGCUACCAGGCUAUACAGUUUGAUCCGGAAACCCACCUGCCAACCAUUACUGACACUUGUACAGGCUGUACUCUGUGUCUCAGUGUCUGCCCUAUUAUUGACUGCAUCAAAAUGGUUUCCAGGACAACGCCUUAUAAACCAAAGAGAGGCUUACCUUUAGCUGUGAAUCCGGUGUGUGAAGGUGGUUUGUGAAGCAGUUGCUGUGAACUUUGAUGUCACCAACAUACGCUGAUCUUUCAAGAUUGUGAUCAUUGUGUUCAGCUUUUUCCAAAUUAAAACAAAUACAUAAAUUCUAAAUAAAUACCAAAUAAAAUAUAUAAUUUCUAUCUAAAUUUCUAAAUUGAUAAAAUGUCUAAUGUCAGUGGCCAAUUAAUGGUCAUAAAAUAGAAUAAUUCUUUUCUGAUGAUAGCUGUUAAAUAACUGUGUAGCAGUUAAUUGGAUGUUCACUGUUAGUUGUCUAUUGUGAAAAAUUAACUUUUUUGUGGCAAUUAGUGUGACAAUUUCCAAAUUGCCCUAUGCUGUGCUCCAUCUUUCAUUUCUAAUUGUAAAUGAAAUUAAGUAUUUUGGAACAAAGGACACUUUAACACACCAGAAAAUGUUUCCAAGGAAACAUUUUAUAAUUAAAAAUUACCUUUAAUUUUAAUGCUGUUUCUAAGAAAAUGUAAUUAGCUCCAUAAAGUACAAAUGAAGAAAGUGAAAUAAUUAUUUAGCAUGGCAGGAAAAGAAAGCCUGAAAGAGGGACUGUAAAACUUUCUUAAGGCCCCCCUCACUGAAAUAGUUUCUUAUGGGUGCUGGAUGCCGAAAGCAAGAGUACAUACUAACUAAAUACUGCUUGCCACUCACGCUUGAGACAGAUGUCUAAACUCCUCACCAAUGGACCAACAUGACAUUCUUCUUUAAAUAUUUAAACUGUGUUCCUAACAAAAUAAGAUUUUAGGAUGGAGCUCCAGUUAAAUCCACUCUUCUGCUGUGCACAGAUCUGCUCUGUCUGCUUUUAAUAGUAACUUUCAUGAUUAUAGCAAUUAAUGUUUGAACAAAGCCCAAAUUAUACAGGGCUGAGUCAUGUGCUUCAUUAUUCAAGAAUAAGUAAUAUGGUAUUGGUAAUAUAUAUUAAAUGUGCAAAACCAUUUGACUGCUCUCUAUUUUAGUGUUUAUGUUUAAUUUCAAAAGUUAUGGAAUAAAAACAAAAUAUAUAUUUUCUGUCAUUGCUAAAUAAUAUUUUUGUAUUUCUCUAUUUUCAUAAUCAGUAAAUAGUGUCAUAUGAAUCCAUUUAUCUUUUCCUAUUUUAAUAUGAAUCUUUAAGUGGUAAAUUUGAAAGUAAUAAUCUGUGGCAUAUUUGUAUGACAAAUGCAAGAUCUAGAAAAAUCAAACAUUUGAUUAUGCACUUUUAGAAAUGUAUAUUUACCACAAAACCUGUAUGACUGAAUAAUAUCAAAUAAAAUUUUAUAAAGCAACUUAAA